AUGACGAUAGGUAGUGAUUCGAAUAUACUACGAGAGCUACGCACAGAAUAUGCGCUGAACACCUAUCUUCAGCUUUUCGCAGAUGAUGCUCCCGGUAGCCAGCUAGGGAGUACGUCUCUUCACGACGCUCUCAAUGAUCUUGUGGAGCUCGCAAUCGUCCGCAUCGGGGGUGUGUGCGGCGCAUUUGUCGUCCUGACGGAUGGGUGCUCACAAAAGCUUAUUGCGAGUGGAGAGACAACAGAUCUCAGAUCAUUCAACGAAGAUGGAUGGCUUUGGUUAUUCCAGCAAACAAUCGCUGUCGACACUUCCACAGAUGAAAAGACGUUCAGCGUGCCUGUCUUGUGCCGGAAUAGCCACACCUCUGCGCUCACGUCUGUCUCUAACGCGCCACACUUGUCUUUCUAUGCCGGUACACCAAUCGUCUCUAAAAAGAAUCAGCAUGUUGGUACCUUUUUUGUCGUCGACAACUCAGGGCGAACGCAACUGUCAGCAGCUGAAACAAAGCAUUUGACAACUGCGGCCCGAAAAUGCAUCAGCUUGCUGGACUUCGCCCGGGAGAGAGGUUUUCACAACAGAUGGUCAAGCGUCCAAAAACAACUUGACCUAUUCGUCAAGUCACGCGCUAUGGCCACCCAAGCAGUGGAAAACUCGCCGACUCUAGCAAAAAAUCCGUUGCCAUCAUCCCCUAUAACGGAGCGCACAGAGAUUGGUGAGAUUGCAGAGCACACGUUUAUGGGGUCAGACGACUUGAAAGUCGGGGGUGAAGAAUCCGAACGAUUGGUACGCGCCGAGAUUGAACGAGACAAACGUAUCGACACAGAGAACGUUGAGGAUACACGUACGUCGACGGCCAAACCUGAAGACGACGGCAAAAGCGCGGGCACGUCGGGAGAGACAGCGUACCGAAAAGUUUUUAGAAGAGCCGCUCAAUGUUUACAAACCGCUCUAGAGGCUGAUGGAGUGUUAUUUGUGGACGGCUUAAUCGGUCUCCACGGAGGAUCUCAACCCAUUCCGGAGCCAGUGCAUGAGCUCGAGAAGGAAGUGUCGCCUCCAGAAGACGAUCCAUCACAAGAGAAUGGAAGCAAGGGCGAGAGAACAUAUACUAGCACUGAGUUCCGCAAAGGCGUAAUCCCUGACCACCCUGCGGAGGUCCUCAGCAUGUUGACCAACACCAGUCGACCACCGACCACGCCUGUCUCGAAAGAUGUUGAAGGGUUGGUUCUGAUAGACGAAAGUUUUCUUCAAAGGCUCAUGCUUCGCUACCCUCAUGGUGUUGUUUGGUACCUCGGUCAUGCAACACUCACACGAGUAAGCGACGAGGUUCUUGUAGCGGAAGAAAAACAAGAGAUGAUCGAGCGCCUUCGGAAGAGUUUUCCGGGCGCCAAACAGCUCAUUUUCCAGCCACUCUCCGAUCCCACAUCCUUGAAACGCCUUGCUGGUUGUUUUUUGUGGAGGGCAAAGGCGCUGCCUCCUUUCACGGAUAGGGUUGACCUCCCUUCCUUGAAUGAAUUCUUGCAUACGGUGGAGGCGGAGAUUGCAAGGGUAGACGCAAUGGCAGCGGUUAAACAGCAAGAUGCCUUUGUAUCUUCCGUUAGCCAUGAGCUUAGAACUCCGCUGCAUGGCAUUUUAGGCGCUCUGCAACUCCUCGAUGACACCGAUAUGGACCCUUUACAAAAGUCUUUGGUCAACACAAUCACUUCCUGCGGCUCAACGCUUCACGAGACGCUCACAAGCGUUUUAUCGUACGCGCAAAUAAACCAGUUUGAGCGACGCCAACACAAGUACCGCCAAAGGCAAGCUCCAGACGCGGUCUGGGCACUCAAAGACAAACGAGGUUUUACCGCAGGCCCCGAUCGGGACUUUCAAGGGUUAUACAUAUGCACCAACGUCGCCAUGCUCUGCGAAGAGACUGUUGGCGUACUUGAAGCGGGACAGUCGUUCAGCAAAUCUGGUCACAGCGAAAAAGUCAUAGUCGUGUGCGAUGUGAGUUACUCGGACAACUGGUCGUUUCACACAGAACCAGGUGCCCUACGCCGCAUCGCGAGCAAUCUUAUCGGAAACGCCCUGAAAUACACAGCAAAAGGUUCGGUCUUGGUUAAACUCAGCGCGUCUCAGACGUUGACGAACCCCAACGCCCUGAGUAACGAUUUGGAUUCCGAUCGCACGAUGAUCUUGACUGUGAAAGACACCGGGAGAGGGAUGUCAAAAGAGUUUCUGGACAACCACCUUUUCGUUCCCUUUACACAAGAAGAUGCGACAUCAUCCCAGGGCGUCGGGCUGGGCAUGUCCAUUGUGAAGAGUCUUGUGUCGCUUCUCAACGGCGAGAUUGUCGUGCAGAGCGAGGUCGGAAAAGGUACUGAGAUGACAGUCAGAAUACCGAUGAAGCUUUACAGUGAUGAGUCCGACGGCGACGAACAACUUACGGUCGAGGCCAAGCACACCAUUGCAGCACUGCGAUCCCGGAACUUGUCAGUGGUUAUGUACGGCUUUCCGGAUUUUGUCCGUGAUUCCCUUAGAAUGUACCUCUGUGACUGGUACCAUGCUCGACUUAUCGACGCCGCAGACGAUGCCAAGCCAGACAUCAUCCUCUUCGAUGAAGGGAGUGAGCAAGAGGUAGAUACAGUUCGUAGGACUGCUGCGGCUUACGGCCAACAUGGUGUUCUCCUCAGCAUCGUUAUGACGCCGAGCAAGUUGGCGGGCCGUUACGACCCUAUCCCUGGGUACAGUAAAUGGGAAAGAGUUCCGCGCCCCCUAGGUCCGACAAAAUUUGGAAAGGCACUUUCGGCAUGCGUCACUAAGAUGGACGAGCUCAGGAAGGGUGGAGCUGAUGGAGCAGACAAGGAGGGUCAAGAGUCGGAAGAGGACGACAAAACCACAAAGGAGCAACAACACACCGAUGAGGGCAUAAAAGAACUACCAUACAGACCAGGAACGCACGAGCCAAACACGUCAGAAGGCUCCGAUAGCCAAAACAAAGCCCCCUGUAGUACCACGACAAACACAAGUUCGAGUGCUUCCGCAUCUCGGUCGGCGUUGUCCAAAAAGCCUGCCAGCGCGACGCCAACUAGCCCGUCUUCGCAGCUUCGUGUUCUGCUUGUCGAUGACAAUGCACUGAAUCUCAGAUUGCUAUGCGCAUUUCUUAAGAAGAAGGGCUAUCAGAAUCUGACAGAAGCGGAGAAUGGAGAAAAGGCGGUCGAAAAAUUCCGGAUAGAAACCUUCGAUCUCAUCUUCAUGGACAUUUCCAUGCCGGUCAUGGAUGGCUUCGAAGCUACCCGUCAGAUCCGCUCCGCAGAGGCUGGGCGGCAGAAGAGCAGUACCGCGCAACCAGCGGUCGUAGUCGCCCUGACGGGGUUGGCGAGCGAGAAGGAUGAAGAGGAUGCGUUUGAUGCUGGUGUGGACUUCUAUAUGACGAAACCAGUGCGGUUCAACGAGCUGUCGGCGUUGUUGAAGCGCUGCGAAGAGGGGGAGCUGAAAAAGUAGUAGCGAGAAGAUACGCAGGAUGUUGGGGUAGUUGCCAGAGUAACAAAGGCGGCAAUAAUACACGUUUCUAUCCCCGCAUCAUUGACAUAGCUUGCAGGUGUAGACAACUACAUGCAGAGGUUGU
Messenger RNA from Dothidotthia symphoricarpi CBS 119687, 3604 nucleotides. RefSeq lists its product as uncharacterized. Gene Ontology annotation, molecular function: phosphorelay sensor kinase activity. Bases 1 to 3480 code for a protein of 1159 amino acids. The record is from RefSeq and is a predicted model, not a curated record. Gene Ontology annotation, biological process: phosphorelay signal transduction system; phosphorylation. Lineage: Eukaryota; Fungi; Ascomycota; Dothideomycetes; Pleosporales; Dothidotthiaceae. The transcript has 5 exons.